Lotus japonicus is the source of this 817-nucleotide messenger RNA. RefSeq lists its product as uncharacterized. The record is from RefSeq and is a predicted model, not a curated record. Lineage: Eukaryota; Viridiplantae; Streptophyta; Magnoliopsida; Fabales; Fabaceae. Bases 1 to 588 code for a protein of 195 amino acids. Gene Ontology annotation, biological process: recombinational repair. The transcript has 4 exons.
AUGGAACAAGAUUUGCCCACCUUCAUCCACCCUUGCAAACUCCGAGGCAACUCUUCUGCAAGUUCUCGUCCUCUCAUUCCCGGCCCUGCUGGUGUUGUCCAGGCCGCCAUGAUUCAACGCAGCUCCACCACCGACGGACACCUCAUUCCAACCCAACAAUUUGUUAGGCGCGUCGUCGAAGACGGUCACGACACUUAUCCCGAUUUUCACUCCAAUGCUUGGCUUUCAGCCCUGCAAUUAGGCGGAUCUGCAACUCCUCUGGGUUCAAUCACUCACCAUCUAGAAAGGGUCGAUCUCAUCGUCGCAGUUAUCAAAUCAUGCACGCCAAACGGAUUCGGCGAUGUGUCAGUUACCCUGAAGGAUCCUACGGGCACUGUCGGUGCUAGUGUCCAUCACAAGGUUUUCACUGAAAGCGAAUUCGCGAAGGACAUAAAUGUUGGAUCUGUUAUGCUUAUCCAGAAGGUAGCUGUGUUUUCUCCUAGAAAAUCUAAUUGUUACCUGAACAUAACAUUGCCCAACAUAGUUAAGGUAUUCUCCAGUGACUGUGGACCUCCAUCUGAAACAUUCACCGACAUUACAGAAGAUUGAUUAAUGUUAUUUGGCUAAUUUUGAAUUAUUUGCAACUUUAAAAAAUCCUUGACCUGGAUUAUGUAGGCUAUGUUGCGUCCCUUGAAUUAUGUACGUUAUUUUGCUUCAAUUGGAUUAUGUGCGUUAUUUCACUUCCCAUUGGAUUUUGUUUGUUAUUUUACCUGAUUUAAAAAGAGAUAAAAAUGUAAUCAAAUCAAGUAAAGCGUGAUAAUGUGAAAUCCAAACUAAU